Molecule: messenger RNA, 732 nt
Organism: Branchiostoma floridae (Florida lancelet)
Lineage: Eukaryota; Metazoa; Chordata; Leptocardii; Amphioxiformes; Branchiostomatidae
Product: laminin subunit beta-1-like
Exons: 5
Coding region: 1-732 (243 amino acids)
Source: RefSeq, a predicted model, not a curated record
AUGCUGGUGUCGUUUAAAAGUAAGAAACCACAGAGUAUGAUUGUGGAGGCCAGAAAUGCAGACAACGUGUCUUCUAGUAGAGACUUUUGGUAUCCCUUGCAGUAUUUUGCGAAAGAUUGCUCGCUGAGUUUUCCUGAUGUGCCAACGACGGUUGACGAUCAGGACUUAUCUGUUCCUUUUUGUGAAGUGCUGGACGAGUCGACUGCAGACGUACAAGAACAGGAACUGGUGCUGUACAACCCCUCCCAGGAGUACUUUGAUGCGUUCUACUCAGACGAGUCCCUGUACAGACACUACAUGCUGACCGACGUGCGCCUGCUGAUGCUGUUGCCUGGCAACACGGCCGACUUCUUCGCUGUGUCCGACUGGGAGGUCAAGGGUCAAUGUUCCUGCUUUGGGCAUGCAGCAGAGUGUACAGGAGAGAAUGAGAAUGUGUGCGAGUGUGCCCACCACACCCGGGGAGUGAACUGUGAGGAGUGCCUACCCCUGUACAACAACAGGCCCUGGAGGAUGGGCACUCCUGAUCAAGCCAAUGUCUGUGAAGACUGUGGCUGCCAUGGCCACGCCAGCAGCUGUUACUAUGAUACAGAGAAGCGGUACGGGGUCUGUGAGAACUGUACAGACAACACAGAGGGGGACAAAUGUGACCAGUGCAGGCCUUUUCACUACCUCAGUAUGGAGAGAACACAGGAGAGGGACACACUGGGAGGCGUGUGCAGAGAUAUGCAGUAA